GAUUGCGUGAGCUGGCGAGAGAGAAAGGGAAAAUAUUGUGAAAAAGCUCGCAAGUAUUUUUGUCAAAAAAGAGAAGAGAAAAGAAAAGAAAAGAAAAGAAUAGAAAAGAAAUGGAAUCGUUGGGCAACAAUCGCUAUCAGCUGCUCUUCAUCGACGACGAGGCCAGCGAUUUGUGCCUUGGCCAAAAGAAGCUGCAGGAGACAGGCGGACAGCCGAAGCACAGCAAGCGCAGCAAGCUACCAACCGGCGACAAGGCCAAGGCUCUCAUAUUCAACAAAAAGGCCGUCCAGCAGAAGCUGCUCCUCUCGAAGAGCAGCGGCAACGGCAACGGCAACGGCAAGGGCGACGGCCUCAAGUCCGAUCGCAUCAAGCUAGCCAAUGCCACAUUUAUGGCCAACAAUGGCGUCAACAAGACCGACCUGAAGAAGACCAACAUGGACCAGCAGCUGCAGCAGCAGCAGCAACAGCAGCAGCAGCAGCAGCAACAACAGCAACAGCAGCAACAGCUGCAGCGACAGCAGCAGCAGUUGCAGCGCGAACAGCUGCAGUUGCAGCAGCAACAGUUGCAGUUCCAAUUGCAGCAACAGCUGCAGCAGCAGCUGGAGCCGCCGCAGCCGCAGCAGCGCCAUUAUCGAGAACGCACCGUCUCCAGCCGCAUCAUCAGCAACAGCAACAAGGGCGGCAGCGUCGCUGCCGCCGGCGGCGGCGGGGGCGGGGGCAGCGGUGGCUAUGGCUAUGGCAGGCUAUACAAAAGCAAAUUCGAUCGCCAUUCGGGCUCGGAUAAGACGGGCAUCAAGGCGGUGGUCAAGCGGAAUGGCGGUGGCGCCCACAAUUGGGGCUCGGUGAUCAAGGACAUCGAGGAGCAGAGCAUCGCCAUGAAGAAUCCCGUGCAGUCCGACAAGGACGAUUCGUUCAACGAGCUGCAGCAGCUGCAGCAGCAACAGCGCCAACAGCAGCAGCAGCAUCAGCAACAGCAUCAGCAGCAACAGCAGCAACAGCAGCAGCAGCAACAGCUGCAGCUGCAGCAGGGCGACGGCCUGACAGCCGAGGAGGACGACACCAAGUAUAUAACCGUUGAGGAGUGGCGCGCUAUGCGCGUGGAGCGGGCCAAGCCCAUCUAUAACAUACGCAAGGCCGGCGAGGGGGAGGUGAAUAAGCCGGACUGGAAGAAGAUGAUCGUGUUGCCCAAGAAGAAGCCAUCGAAGACGGACAACGAUCCGGGCCUGGAAUACGAUGCGUCCAUGUAUCCGCAGCGCGUCGGCCGGCUGCAGCGCAUCAUGGAUAUUGAGUUCAAGUUCAAGGACGAUCGUCGCCGCAGCGGCUACCUCAGCGGCUGGGCGGGGGGACGUCCGCUGAACAAGUCCGAGGCGGAGAGCGUGUCCGAUCCCAUCAAUAUGAACGAUGAAAUUGAGUUUCCAACACUUGGCUAAGGCCCAGCCGAAGCCCAGUCGAAGCCCAGCAAUUAAUCAAUCGAUCACUUUAUUAAUUAAUCAAUCAUUAUCAAGCACUCGAAUCAAUCAAGCCAUCAAUCGAUUAAUCGAGUAAGCAAUCAUUUGAUCAGGCAUUCAAACAACUAGUCAAUCAAUUAGUCAAUCAAUCAAUCAAUCAAUCAAGUAAUCAAAUCAAUCAAUCAUCAAACAGACACACACACACACACACACACACCAAGCCACAUCAAUCAUUUACUUACUAGUUCGCCAACAAGAAAGAAAAAAAACAAAAAACAAAAAAAAUUGUUUAGAGUUGUAAAAUUUUGAUGGAAUUAUUAUUUUUAUGUAUUUCGAAUGCGAUUUCAAGAAUUAUUAAAUAUAUAAACACUUAACUGUGAUCGCUUUUCAAA
Messenger RNA from Drosophila montana, 1840 nucleotides. RefSeq lists its product as uncharacterized. The coding region runs from base 111 to 1430 and encodes 439 amino acids. The record is from RefSeq and is a predicted model, not a curated record. The transcript has a single exon. Gene Ontology annotation, molecular function: RNA binding. Gene Ontology annotation, cellular component: nucleus; cytoplasm. NCBI's taxonomy places the organism in Eukaryota, Metazoa, Arthropoda, Insecta, Diptera, Drosophilidae.